Orcinus orca (killer whale) is the source of this 7214-nucleotide messenger RNA. It is a transcript of the gene ECE2, whose product is annotated as endothelin converting enzyme 2. The record is from RefSeq and is a predicted model, not a curated record. Gene Ontology annotation, cellular component: plasma membrane. Gene Ontology annotation, molecular function: metalloendopeptidase activity; S-adenosylmethionine-dependent methyltransferase activity. Gene Ontology annotation, biological process: protein processing. Lineage: Eukaryota; Metazoa; Chordata; Mammalia; Artiodactyla; Delphinidae. The transcript has 19 exons. The coding region runs from base 3977 to 6412 and encodes 811 amino acids.
ACUAACAUACCAUCGUAAAGCAAUUAUACUCCAAUAAAGAUGUUAAAAUAAAAUUAAAAAAAAAGAAAAAAAGAAGUAGAAUCUGGGACUUCCCUGGUGGUCCAGUGGUUAAGACUCUGCACUCCCAAUGUAGGGGGCCUGGGUUCAAUCCCUGGUCAGGGAACUAGAUCCCUCAUGCCACAGUGAAGAUCCCACGUGCCGCAACUAAGACCCUGCAAGCCAAAUAAAUAAAUAUUUUAAAAAAAAGUAGAAUCUUUUUCUCCAUCAUUGAAUCUGGGCUUGACCACCUGACUUGCUUUACUCAAUAGGGACAUUAGCAAAUGUGAUGCAAGCAGAGGCUUGAAAAGUGUUUAUGUACUAGGGCUUGCCUUGUUUUUUGUUGCUGGGAAUCCUGAGACCACCAUAUGAAGAAGCCUGGGCUAGCCUCCUGGGGAAGGAGAGACCACAUAGAGACUGGGCCCAGUCAUCCCAGCUGAGGCCCAAGCAUGUAAAUGAGGUCAUUCAGCUACACCAUUCAGCUCCUGGUGAGCUAACCCAGACCUGAAGAACCACCCAAUCAAUCUACUGAACAUGAAAAGUAAUAAAUGUUUGCUAUUUUAAUCCAUGAAGUUCGGGGAGGUUUGUUAUGCAGCCAAAGCUAAUUGAUACAAACAUGCUGUAGAUAAUGAUUAUUUCCUAGAACAAUUUCCUAGAAUUCAACUUUCUGGGUCAGAAAAUAUGUACACAUACGUUUUGAUUCAUAUUGCCAAAAAGACUGUAUCAGUUUUAUAAGCCAUCAGCAGUAUAUGACAGUGCCCACAUUCCCCAACUUUGUCAACGCUGGACAUUAAUGUGUGUUGUUAUCUUCAUAACUAUACUGUUCUUGUAAGUUAACACAUAAACAUUUUCCAUUCCCUCUCAAUUCACAGUCAAUUUAGAGAAAAAUAGACCCCCAAAACUUACUCUUAUAUGAAAAGAAGAGCAGAAAAGAGAGAGAAAAUAAUAGUGAGAGAAUAAAACAGAGUCAAAGGUUAUAAACGCAGAGGAAAAAAAAAAUAGAAAUAUAGAAUGCAGCAGGGACUUCCCUGGUGGUCCAAUGGUUAAGAAUCUGCCUUCCAAUGCAGGGGACGUGGGUUUGAUCCCUGGUCGGGGGAAUUAAGAUCCUACAUGCCUCGGGGCAACUAAGCCCACGUGCUGCUACCAUAAAGACCCAGCACAGCCAAAAGAAAAAAAAAGAAUAGAGCAACCUCCAAGCCUUUUUAUACAUAGGGUACUUAACAUGCAUUCAGGAAUAGCUGUGAACCGAAUAAAUGAUUUGGAUCAUCAAAGAGGCAUGGAAAGGAAAUGUCCAUUUAGGCCAAACCUAGUGAAACUGGGAACACUGUAAAAGCAGGUACUGGCCUCUUUCUUAUGUGGUUGCAUUUAAUUCUUACAACAAUACUCUGAGAUAGGGAUGAUUGUUCCCGCCUUACAGAUGAAGAAAAGUGAAAGGUCAGAGCUUUCAAAUAAAUUAAUACAGAUUAUACACCUGAUAAAGAGUUGAGUCAGAUUUGAGUCCAGGUUUGUCUGGCUUGAAAACUAUGUGCUUCCCCUUACUCUUCCAGAGAUGUGGAGAAGACUGUCAACUAAUGCUGGGAGGAGGUAUAUCCUCCUUUUGAUUCAUAUUGCCAACCUGCUCUUCAGAGGGCUGUUAGAUUGCCUGGGUUUGAAUUCCAGCUCUACUGCUUACUAGCUGUGUGACUCAGCCUCUCUAUGCCUCAGUUUCCUCAUCUGUAAAAUGGCUUCAUAAGUGCCACGAGGAUAAAUGAGCACAUCGAGGUAAAGCACCUAGUGCAGUGGCUGGCCAUGGUACAGUGCUGCAUAAGCUGGCUACUUACAGCACGUCAUUGCAGCAGCCAUGGGACUAUUCUAAUGAACCUGUUGCCAGAAAGUCCUUACAAAGUGGCUUUGCUUAUACUCACAUGGCCAUGUCAUGGUGGAAUUUUCCAUGUGGCAGGACUGACCCUGCUGCCAUGUUUCGCUUCAUCCAGGCUUGGGGGAGAGGGGAAAGAGGUGAGUGAUGUGAUGCCACAUUGCCAUCAGACUGAACAUGAACAACUCCAGAGACUUGUCCUAUGUGGAUAUCCCAAGGUCGUGCUGCUGCAGACCACAGUGUGGCUGGAUGUGCAAGUUCCUUGCUCAGGGAACCCCUGACUAACCUAGAACCCAUGUGCCUACUCUACCAUCUGGGAAAUAGAACAGGCUUCCUCCAGCCGUACAAUUCUCAUUUCUACCUAUAGGAUUUUAAUAACAACAACAACAACAACAAUAAUAAUAGCAGCUAGAGUACUCAUUACACGCCACACAUUGUCCUAAGCAUUUUACAAGUAUUGUUCCAUUUAAUUCUCACAACCAUCCUUUGAAAUAGGUACUAUUCUUAUUUCCAUUUUACAAGAGAGGAAAUUGAGUCCGAAUCCAGAAUCUUUCAUCCUAACUAUGACACUGUACUGUCUCUUGUUUGAGAACAUGCAAUUUUGGGGUGGAAAAUGCCAAAAGACAGCAAUCCAACAUUUCUCAGCCUGAUCCAUUCAUCACCUACCCUCUCUCAGCCACAAGAGCAUUCCAUGUUAGAAAUGCUCACAGCAAGAGGUUUGAGAACUGAGGUGAGAGUCAAGAAAUGGGUGGUGGAUUUGCUUCCAUUCCAAGCCUUCUCAGGUCAAAUCCAUAUACUCUUUUGCAAAAGAGAGGUGGGACGAGGAUGAGGCACUUUAAAAAAUUUUGUGGUAAAAAAACAAAACAAAAAACUAGGCACUCUUCAGUGAAGCAGACUGUAACACCACCAGGCUUGAUUAAGGAAUGACAAUAUGGAAGGCAGAUGGCAGAUGCAUAGAUGCCACACUAUUGCCUUUCAGUUAAAUAUUGCUUGGUGUGUGGGUUUUUUUUUUUCCUUGUAAACCUCCCAAAUAAAGUGAUUUGCUUUCCUCAAGUUAGAAGUGUUAGCUCGUCUUUCCUUUAAAUAUCUGUGCAUAGCUGUUUUUUUCCCUGCCGAUUUGUCACCAUCUGUAACCCUUCCUUUGUGAGAUGAUCUGAUGACAACAAUUAUCUUGGAGAGUAAAAGUGCAGUCUUGAAACAACAUGUAAGGGUGGACUCAGAGUGUGGGCUGUGUGUACAUGAUGCCCGAACACUUUGUGUGUGUUGUAUGUGUGUUGUGUGUGUGUGUCCAGAACCUCAAUAUAGAACAUAUGUUGGCUCUGGGUGCCUGGUGCAUGUAUACAUUUUGUGUGAAUAUGCAGUGUGUGCAUUCUGUGAGUGGUGAGUGUGUGUGUGUGUGUGGACCGUGUGUCGGGCUGAGUGCCUGCCUGUGUACUUUGGGUCUAUGCGCUCCCUGUAUAGAUAUCGUGCUGACAUCCUGAAUGUGGGUCACCUCCUCCGUGCUGCUCUGUAUGUGCUGGCUGAAGAGGGGCAGUGCGGACAGCUGGGGGAAGACGUUCUCCAUGAGAGCACAAUUUCUCAAAGGUGUUAAAGGGAAUGGGGAGGGCCUGCAAUCUGGGGAGUUGGGCCAAAAAAUAUCAGCAGGGUUUGGGCCUGGGUCAAAGGAAUGUAAAUUCCGGGAGUCUUGCAAGAGGGUGUUGCUGGGAUGGGUGCUGACCACGAAGCGGAGAGGGAGUCUCCGGCGUUUCUGCAGGGCGGCUCGCUCCGGCUAGGGCAGCAGGCUGGGUGCAGCUCUGCGGGGCGGGCCGCGGGCACCCGGAAAGAGGACUGGGCGCCGGGCGGACGGCGGGGCGCGGCAGGCGCGCUCCUCCCCCUGCCCCACGUCUCCCCCACCCCUGGCGCGGCGCCGCGGGGGGAGGGGGGCGCAGGCAGGCGGGGGCGGGGGCGGCGGCGGCAGCGGAGCAAGUGGCUACGGCGACUGCUGCGAUGAAGGGCGGUGGCGCGGCCGGGCCGGGGGCCGAGGCCACGGCCCCGGCGAGGGCCAGCCGGCGGGAGCCCUAAGGUGCCGCCGGCCCCGACUCCACCAUGAGCGUCGCGCUGCAGGAGAUGAGCGGCGGCGGCAACAUGGUGGAGUACAAACGCGCCACGCUGCGGGAUGAAGACGCACCCGAGACCCCCGUAGAGGGCGGGGCCUCCCCGGACGCCGUGGAGGUGGGCAAGGGGGUCAUCCCUGUCUCACCAGGCCCCCGCCCUGGCAUGACGGCCGGCACACCCGGGAGCUCUGGGUUGCCCUGGAGGGUCACCUGCCCCCACCUCCGAUCCAUCUCUGGCCUCUGCGCUAGGACUAUGGUGGGAUUCCGGAAGAGGACAAGACACCUCUUGGGCUCGCACACCCAGCUGGAGCUGGUCUUGGCUGGUGUCUCUCUACUGCUGGCUGCAGUGCUUCUGGGUUGCUUGGUGGCCCUGUGGGUCCAGUACCACAGAGACCCAUCCCACAGCACUUGCCUCACGGAGGCCUGCAUUCGAGUGGCUGGAAAAAUCUUGGAGUCCCUGGACCGUGGGGUGAGCCCCUGUGAAGACUUUUACCAGUUCUCCUGUGGAGGCUGGAUUCGGAGAAACCCUCUGCCUGAUGGGCGUUCUCGCUGGAACACCUUCAACAGCCUCUGGGACCAGAACCAGGCCAUACUGAAGCACCUGCUCGAAAACACCACCUUCAACUCCAGCAGUGAAGCUGAGCGGAAGACACAGCGCUUCUACCUCUCCUGCCUACAGGUGGAGCGCAUUGAAGAGCUGGGAGCCCAGCCGCUGCGAGACCUCAUUGACAAGAUUGGUGGUUGGAACAUUACGGGGCCCUGGGACCAGGACAACUUCAUGGAGGUGCUGAAGGCAGUAGCAGGGACCUACAGGGCCACCCCCUUCUUCACUGUCUACAUCAGUGCCGACUCUAAGAGUUCCAACAGCAAUGUUAUCCAGGUGGACCAGUCUGGGCUCUUUCUGCCCUCUCGAGAUUACUACCUAAACAGGACUGCCAAUGAGAAAGUGCUUACCGCCUACCUGGACUACAUGGAGGAGCUGGGGAUGCUGCUAGGAGGACAUCCAGCCUCCACGCGGGAGCAGAUGCAGCAGGUGCUGGAGCUGGAGAUACAACUGGCCAACAUCACGGUGCCCCAGGACCAGCGGCGGGAUGAGGAGAAGAUCUACCACAAGAUGAGCAUCGCAGAGCUGCAGGCCCUGGCGCCCUCCAUGGACUGGCUGGAGUUCCUGUCCUUCUUGCUGUCGCCGCUGGAGCUGGGUGAUUCUGAGCCUGUGGUGGUGUAUGGGACGGAUUAUUUGCAGCAGGUGUCAGAGCUCAUCAACCGCACAGAGCCAAGUGUCCUGAACAAUUACCUGAUCUGGAACCUGGUGCAGAAGACAACAUCAAGCCUGGACCGCCGCUUUGAGUCUGCACAAGAGAAGCUGCUGGAGACCCUCUAUGGCACCAAGAAGUCCUGCACACCAAGGUGGCAGACCUGCAUCUCCAACACGGACGACGCCCUUGGCUUCGCUCUGGGCUCCCUCUUUGUGAAGGCCACGUUUGACCGGCAGAGUAAGGAAAUUGCAGAGGGGAUGAUCAGCGAGAUCCGGACUGCCUUUGAGGAGGCCCUGGGACAGUUGGUUUGGAUGGAUGAGAAGACCCGCCAGGCAGCCAAGGAGAAAGCAGAUGCCAUCUAUGAUAUGAUUGGUUUCCCAGACUUCAUCCUGGAGCCCAAAGAGCUGGAUGAUGUUUAUGAUGGGUAUGAAGUGUCUGAAGAUUCCUUCUUCCAGAACAUGUUGAAUUUGUACAACUUCUCUGCUAAGGUGAUGGCUGACCAGCUCCGCAAGCCUCCCAGCCGGGACCAGUGGAGCAUGACCCCCCAGACAGUGAAUGCCUACUACCUUCCAACCAAGAAUGAAAUCGUCUUCCCCGCCGGCAUCCUGCAGGCCCCCUUCUACGCCCGCAACCACCCCAAGGCCCUGAACUUUGGUGGCAUCGGCGUGGUGAUGGGCCACGAGUUGACACAUGCCUUUGAUGACCAAGGGCGCGAGUAUGACAAGGAAGGGAACCUGCGGCCAUGGUGGCAGAAUGAGUCGCUGGCAGCCUUCCGGAAUCACACGGCCUGCAUGGAGGAGCAGUAUAGCCAGUACCAGGUCAACGGGGAGAAGCUCAACGGCCGCCAGACGCUGGGGGAGAACAUUGCUGACAACGGAGGGCUUAAGGCUGCCUACAACGCUUACAAAGCAUGGCUAAGAAAGCAUGGGGAGGAGCAGCAGCUACCAGCCGUGGGGCUCACCAACCACCAGCUCUUCUUUGUGGGAUUUGCCCAGGUGUGGUGCUCGGUCCGCACACCCGAGAGCUCUCACGAGGGGCUGGUGACGGACCCCCACAGCCCUGCCCGCUUCCGCGUGCUGGGCACGCUCGCCAACUCCCGUGACUUCCUGCGGCACUUCGGCUGCCCUGUCGGCUCCCCCAUGAACUCAGGGCUGCUUUGUGAGGUGUGGUAGACUUGGGUUGGGGAGAAAUGGCCAGCUGUUGCCAGGGCCUGGGGCAGUUUGCCCAGCGAGGCUGUCUGCUCUGCGGUUUGGAGAAGGCAAAUGCCAGCUGGGCUGGGUCCGGCCCCUCCACACCACGGAUGACAUGAGUCCUAGUCCCUCCUCGACCACCACAUCGUGCCAAGGCUUUGGGGGUGUCCCUGCCUCCAGCAGAGUCCCCACCAUUCACUGUGACAUUCUUCCGCGUCACCCUGCCUGGAGGAUGCCUGGGCAGAGGGCACCAGUUCCCACAGGAAGGAGUCCACCUCUUCUGGUCCCAAGCUCCCUGGGCUUGGUGGCCACGGGGCCUGCUGUGACUGCCACAUGCUGACCACGCAGGGCCCUGCUGGUGUGCCUCCCACACUUCUCCCCAAGGCUCACUCAGUGCUCCCUCGGGAGUAGACAGAGCUCCUUUCAGCCCCACCCUCGGGGUGGCCCCCACCCCGUGUUCUUCCUGCUGCUGCUCCUAAUACUGCUGCCAGCCCUCGCUGACAAACCACCUGUGCUCAGUGCUUAGUGGAAGCCUUUACGAACCUUCCUGCCGCCUCCCAGGUUCCCUAGGCUCAGAGGGGAAGAGUGUACAUGUAGGGGAUGCUAGUCCCUGUGUCUCGGCAUGCAAGACUUAGGGGAUGACUGAUUCUCCCUGGACCAAGCAGGAAAGCAGACAGAGCAGGGAGAGGGAAGGAUAGAGUUUAUUUUUACAGGAAAGAGGGUGGGGAAGGAAUGGUCUUGGCCCUGUAGGACCCUGUGCCAAUAAACAGACACGCAUCAGUCA